AUGAGUCAAAGCAAUAUAACACAAAGAAUUCCCACAGAAAAAAAGCAAGAGACGAAGGAGAUUAAAGAGAAUAUAAUCCAUGACAGAAUUAUUGGUCGCAUUUUCAAGGCUCCCGGUUACUUAUAAGAUCAAUCUAUUAAACAUGGCUACAGAAUAAACUUCAAAAACAAGAAGGACGUUAUAAAGAGCAAGUUCAUGUGGCAUAAUGAAUUGGUCAAUAUUUGGACAUAUCUAAUAGGUGCUAUAAUAGAAAUUGUAUAUUUCUUUUUUGUAUCAUCAUUGUCUCGCUAAUAUUCUAUCUAUGGCUAAAUUAUGAGGAACUCUUUCGUCAUAGAGCCAAUCAGACUUUCAAUGGUACAUGAAACAACCAUUUAUGUAGAAUUAUUACACAACAUUUAUGAACAUGCUUUCACUCUUGAAUAAAAAAUCUAACAAUAAUUAGGACGAUGUUUAAUUGAUGUAGCAACAACUGCAUGA
Molecule: messenger RNA, 477 nt
Organism: Paramecium tetraurelia
Lineage: Eukaryota; Ciliophora; Oligohymenophorea; Peniculida; Parameciidae
Exons: 2
Cellular component (GO): membrane
Molecular function (GO): signaling receptor activity
Source: RefSeq, a predicted model, not a curated record